GUCUCUGUCUGUCUGUCUGUCUGCCAGGGUCUCGGGCUGCCCCGGGGAAGCCGGCGCUGUGCUCUUGGGAUCCUUCUGCUAACCUUUCCAGCCUAGGUCCCCUCAGCCACUCUGCCCCAAGAUGGGUCGUGGGGCUGGCCGCGAGUACUCCCCUGCCGCCACCACGGCCGACAAUGGGGGUGGCAAGAAGAAGCAGAAAGAGAAGGAGCUGGAUGAGCUGAAGAAGGAGGUGGCCAUGGACGACCACAAGCUGUCCUUGGAUGAGCUGGGCCGCAAAUACCAAGUAGACUUGUCCAAGGGACUCACCAACCAGCGAGCUCAGGACAUUCUGGCUCGGGAUGGGCCAAAUGCCCUCACUCCACCUCCUACCACUCCUGAAUGGGUCAAGUUCUGUCGUCAGCUUUUUGGGGGCUUCUCUAUUCUGCUAUGGAUUGGGGCCAUCCUCUGCUUCCUGGCCUAUGGUAUCCAGGCUGCCAUGGAGGACGAACCCUCCAAUGACAAUCUAUAUCUAGGUGUGGUGCUGGCCGCUGUGGUCAUUGUCACUGGCUGCUUCUCCUACUACCAGGAGGCCAAGAGCUCCAAGAUCAUGGAUUCCUUCAAGAACAUGGUGCCUCAGCAAGCUCUGGUUGUCCGAGAGGGCGAGAAGAUGCAGAUCAACGCUGAGGAGGUGGUGGUUGGAGACCUGGUGGAGGUGAAGGGUGGAGACCGAGUCCCUGCUGACCUCAGGAUCAUUUCUUCUCACGGAUGUAAGGUGGAUAAUUCAUCCCUGACAGGGGAGUCGGAGCCCCAGACCCGCUCCCCUGAGUUCACCCACGAGAACCCGCUGGAGACCCGGAAUAUCUGUUUCUUCUCUACCAACUGCGUGGAAGGCACUGCCAGGGGCAUCGUGAUUGCCACUGGUGACCGGACGGUGAUGGGCCGCAUAGCCACUCUUGCCUCAGGCCUGGAGGUCGGGCAGACGCCCAUAGCCAUGGAGAUUGAGCACUUCAUCCAGCUGAUCACGGGAGUAGCAGUGUUCCUGGGGGUCUCCUUCUUUGUGCUGUCCCUCAUCCUGGGCUACAGCUGGCUGGAGGCAGUCAUCUUCCUCAUCGGCAUCAUUGUGGCCAACGUGCCAGAGGGGCUUCUGGCCACCGUCACUGUGUGCCUGACCCUUACAGCCAAGCGCAUGGCGCGCAAGAACUGCCUGGUUAAGAACCUGGAGGCGGUGGAGACACUGGGCUCCACGUCCACCAUCUGCUCUGACAAGACGGGCACCCUCACCCAGAACCGCAUGACCGUGGCCCACAUGUGGUUCGACAACCAGAUCCACGAGGCGGACACCACGGAAGAUCAGUCAGGGGCCACUUUCGACAAACGAUCGCCCACGUGGACAGCCCUGUCUCGGAUCGCUGGUCUCUGCAAUCGUGCCGUCUUCAAGGCUGGGCAAGAGAACAUCUCUGUGUCGAAGCGGGACACAGCUGGCGACGCCUCUGAGUCAGCUCUGCUCAAGUGCAUCGAGUUGUCAUGUGGCUCAGUGAGGAAGAUGAGGGACAGGAACCCCAAGGUGGCCGAGAUUCCCUUCAACUCUACCAACAAGUAUCAGUUAUCCAUCCACGAGAGAGAAGACAGCCCCCAGAGCCAUGUGCUGGUGAUGAAAGGGGCCCCCGAGCGCAUCUUGGAUCGGUGCUCCACCAUUCUGGUACAGGGCAAGGAGAUCCCCCUGGACAAGGAGAUGCAGGACGCCUUCCAGAAUGCCUACAUGGAGCUGGGAGGGCUUGGAGAGCGCGUGCUGGGGUUCUGUCAACUGAACCUGCCGCCCGCAAAGUUUCCCCGGGGCUUCAAAUUCGACACAGAUGAGCUGAACUUUCCCACUGAGAAGCUCUGCUUUGUGGGGCUCAUGUCGAUGAUUGACCCACCCCGGGCAGCUGUGCCAGAUGCUGUGGGCAAGUGCCGAAGUGCGGGCAUCAAGGUGAUCAUGGUGACUGGGGAUCACCCUAUCACUGCCAAGGCCAUUGCUAAAGGUGUGGGCAUUAUAUCAGAGGGUAACGAGACUGUGGAGGACAUUGCAGCCCGGCUCAACAUUCCAGUGAGUCAAGUCAACCCCAGGGAAGCCAAGGCAUGCGUGGUGCAUGGCUCAGACCUGAAGGACAUGACGUCAGAGCAGCUGGAUGACAUCCUGAGAGACCACACGGAGAUCGUGUUCGCCCGGACGUCCCCUCAGCAGAAGCUCAUCAUAGUGGAGGGGUGCCAGAGGCAGGGAGCCAUCGUGGCAGUGACAGGUGAUGGGGUGAACGACUCCCCCGCCCUGAAGAAGGCUGACAUCGGCAUUGCCAUGGGCAUCUCUGGCUCUGAUGUCUCUAAGCAGGCAGCGGACAUGAUCCUGCUGGAUGACAACUUUGCCUCCAUCGUGACGGGCGUGGAGGAGGGCCGCCUGAUCUUUGACAACUUGAAGAAGUCCAUCGCAUACACUCUGACCAGCAACAUCCCCGAGAUCACCCCCUUCCUGCUCUUCAUCAUCGCCAACAUCCCUCUGCCUCUGGGCACCGUGACCAUCCUCUGCAUUGACCUGGGCACAGAUAUGGUCCCUGCCAUCUCCUUGGCCUAUGAAGCAGCUGAGAGUGACAUCAUGAAGCGGCAGCCACGAAACUCACAGACGGACAAGCUGGUGAAUGAGCGGCUGAUCAGCAUGGCUUACGGACAGAUCGGUAUGAUCCAGGCUCUGGGUGGCUUUUUCACCUACUUUGUGAUCCUGGCAGAGAAUGGUUUCCUGCCAUCACGGCUGCUGGGAAUCCGCCUUGACUGGGAUGACCGCACCACGAACGAUCUAGAGGACAGCUACGGGCAGGAGUGGACCUAUGAGCAGCGCAAGGUGGUGGAGUUCACGUGCCACACGGCCUUCUUUGCCAGCAUCGUGGUAGUGCAGUGGGCUGACCUCAUCAUCUGCAAGACCCGCCGCAACUCAGUCUUCCAGCAGGGCAUGAAGAACAAGAUCCUGAUUUUUGGACUCCUGGAGGAGACGGCCUUGGCUGCCUUUCUGUCCUACUGUCCGGGCAUGGGGGUGGCUCUCCGCAUGUACCCACUAAAGGUCACGUGGUGGUUCUGCGCCUUCCCCUACAGCCUCCUCAUCUUCAUCUACGAUGAAGUCCGGAAGCUCAUCCUGCGGCGCUAUCCCGGGGGCUGGGUGGAGAAGGAGACAUACUACUGAGCGCACUGGAAGAAGAGAGCGUGGGAGAGACGGGGUGCUCUGGAGGUGUUACAAGGAUGGUGGCGGGAAGGGAUGGAAAAAACUGGGGUGAUAUUUUAGAUGCAACUGAGCGGGUUAAGUUGGUAGGAAUAGAUAAGUAAGCUUGGGGUGACUGUGCCAUAGGCCCAUCUGACUCAGACACUGAAUGUUAGGGUCCCCUCCCCAUCCCCUUUUCCACCCCACUCCACCAUGUUGUCUGCCUUGCCUGAGGAAUUGAGGGUUGCCCUCGCCGUGCCUAGCCUUUCACCCCCACCUUCUGCUCACAUAGAUCAACAUCAAAGGCACCUGUGUAAUCCAGAAGAAAGUCCUCUCUGGUCACAAGUGACCCUUUGUCUCCAGCCUCGCUCUUCCUGCUUUUACCCCCCUGACUGCCUGCCUGGCUCUGGCCCCUCUGUUCCCCUUCAGACCUUGAAAUCACAAAGGCUCCUUCCAGGAAUGCAAGAGCCUAAGGCCAGAAACGGAAACUGGUUGGAGAGGUUAGGCCUGUCCCCUAGUCAAGGCCAGUUAGGGACCAAGAGAGAAGAGCUGGGCCGGCAGGUGGGAAGUUGACGUUUGCUUGCUAGAGAUAAUGAAAGAAGAGAGGCAGGCGCUGACCUGAAGUUUGAAAUGUCUUGAGUCUCCAGGUACAUGGGAUAGGUUCAACUCUCUCAUGCCUUUUUAGAAUAGCCUACUAGCUGACUAAAUCCAUCUCUCAUUAGACUAGCAGCAGAGGCAAGACCAGCAGGCAAUGUGUGGGGACUCCACCAGUGCCACAGUGUGCCACCAAGUAUCCCACUGGCUCUUGGCUAGUUGCCGUCUGGUUCCACAAGACCUACAUGUCACAGAAACUGCAUCUCAGCACAUGCUCUUGGGAACACAACCCCACACACACACACACACUAGAAUAUCCUCUGGUGCUCUGUGUUAUUCUGAGACCCCAGUCAGCUGCCAUUUCUCACCCAACUCCCCAGUUCCCUCCCCUUCAUGCCCAUCCUGAUGAACUUAUGCCAUUCCCCCAAGCUGGCCCUGGAAAAAGGAGUUCCUAACCAUGGGCAGGAAUUAGGAUGGAGAAGUUCCCAGACAUUCCUGCCUUCCAAGGCCUUGCAAAGUGAGCUUAGGUCAUGACAUGCUCGGAAACUGUGGACAAGUAGGAAAAUCCUAAGCCCUGCCUUUGACCUCUCAAAUGUGAAGUCCACUCCUCCCCAGAGAGUUCCCUGCAUGCUCUUGACAGCCAUGUCCACUUUCCUUGACGUGGGGAGUGGCUUCAGGUUCCUAUGGAAUAUGUGUCUUCCCUACUCCCCCCUCACUUCACGUUUUUGCUCUGCAGAUAGCACUACCCAUUCUCUCAGCUUCAUUGCCCAGAUGGACCUCGAUGAGUCACACACGUGAGGGAGACACCUAAGGGAAAUGGGAGGCUUAAGGCAGAGAGAAGGAAGGACAAAAGUCAAGCCUUAGGUCAGGCCAUAAACAGCAUUCCAGUGGCUAUUAAUUAUUUCACUGCCCUGGAAUUUUGCUUCAUCAGAAGUACUUUGAAAUAUGUGAGUCAUGGCCUUCAGGGUGGAAAUCUAAAUGGGAUACCAUAUUUAUUUGCGCCUCAAUAGAGAUCAUUAAUUGUAGACAAAAAGUUUAUCUUUACACAGUCAAUGAAAAUGGCAUUUGAUUAGUAAAUCAAGAGCAUAGGCGAUAUUGCUAAGGGUUGCAUAUUUAGUCUAUCUCAAAUGGUUCUUCCCAGGUGCUCUAAGAACAUCCCCUUAGAACAGCAGAUGCAUAGGCUAGUAUCAUCAGUCCUGACGUACGUGUUAAAGAAACGGCUCCAGACUCUUUACUGGUGACUUUCUGUAAGACAUUAGCUUGAGGUACUACAUAUGUACUUGAAAAUAAUAAAGUUGCAUUUCUUUUUGAAAAAAGA
Jaculus jaculus (lesser Egyptian jerboa) is the source of this 5111-nucleotide messenger RNA. RefSeq names its product sodium/potassium-transporting ATPase subunit alpha-2. Gene Ontology annotation, biological process: intracellular potassium ion homeostasis; proton transmembrane transport; potassium ion import across plasma membrane. Lineage: Eukaryota; Metazoa; Chordata; Mammalia; Rodentia; Dipodidae. The transcript is spliced from 23 exons. Bases 122 to 3184 code for a protein of 1020 amino acids. Gene Ontology annotation, cellular component: membrane. The record is from RefSeq and is a predicted model, not a curated record. Gene Ontology annotation, molecular function: P-type sodium:potassium-exchanging transporter activity; ATP binding; ATP hydrolysis activity.